UUUUAUUUUGUGGUUAACGUUAAAUUUCUUAAUGAUAUCGAAGAGACGUGAAAAAAAGUUCUUUGGCUUAAACUUUAAAGCCUUCAAUUUGGAAGGGUAUGUGGAAGACAACAUAUGAAACGGCGAGAACAGACGUCAACUGUCAAGUUGCCGGCAAUCGAUAUUUGUUCAAGCUUGCACAUAACCUUCGUUAUCGUAACGUUAAAGAAAGUUCAAUAUUCCAUGUAUGAUGUAUUCCUAAUAUUUGCCGUUUGAUGAAUAAAGACCUGGAAGAAAGAGCGAUGUUGAUGAUGAUGAAAGACUGGAGACGAGCCUUGAGAACACCUCCUUCUUACAGGAUAGGAAAGAGCCCGAUUAGAUUCCAGCCGACGUAUGUAAUCGGCGUUUCACUUUUAUCCGUCGUCCUUUUAUUUAUGCUCGUCAAAUCGUACGACUUAGGUAAUGUCCCUGCUCCUUCGUUUAACCACUUGGACAGAGAAUCGGCCCUUUACAAAUAUAAUAUUGCGGGUAACAGGCAUGUAACUUUGAAUUUGACGUACCCUUUGACACCACCUCGACACAUCAAUGACAAGGUCCAUUUUAAAGUCGGUGCCAUUGCUGACAAAGACGAAGCAUCGCGGAGCAAAGAUGAGUCAAACACGUGGGUAAGCACCUACAUCACCGGGACUCUGAUCUGGGACCAGAAGAAAAAUCAUAUUUCCGUCAACUGGGACAAGAAUUCGAUAAAACCCCUCAAAAGCAAGUAUAGCUAUGGAGGGCGAGGGAUGGAGCUAUCGGAGCUUGUUACCUACAAUGGGAAUUUACUUACCUUCGAUGACAGAGGAGGACUGGUUUACGUAUUGAAAGAUGACAAAGUCUACCCUUGGGUCUUGCUGACUGAUGGUGAAGGUAAAAUUGAUAAAGGAUUUAAAUCAGAAUGGGCAACAGUAAAAGAUGGUCAUUUAUAUGUUGGAAGUAUGGGUAAAGAAUGGACUACUCCAACUGGUGAAUUUGUUAAUUAUAAUCCAAUGUGGGUUAAGAAGAUAAGCAAGACUGGUGAAGUUGAGUCUUUGGACUGGAAAAACAAUUAUAAGACCAUUCGGUCAUCCUUGGGAAUUAACUUUCCAGGAUAUCUGCUGCACGAGUCUGCAUGCUGGAGUGACUAUCACAAUAAAUGGUUUUUCCUUCCGAGGAGAAUGUCCCAUUAUGCUUACAACGAAGAUAAGGAUCAGUACCAAGGAACAAAUGUUCUAAUAUCAUGCGAUGAAAAUUUUAACCAAUGUCAUGUUACUCAGGUUGGUGAAGUUGUACCUACACACGGGUUUUCCAGUUUCAAAUUCAUGCCCGGUACACACGAUAACCUUAUUGUAGCCAUAAAAUCAUACGAAGUCAAUGGGAAACUUGAAAGUUAUGUUAUGGCUUUUGAUACACAGGGUAAAAUUUUGUUAGGAGAAACAAAAAUAGACAAUAGUAAAUUCGAAGGCUUUGACUUUAUUUAAGUUAAGUACAUUUCGAGUAUAAAAUUCGUUCGAUUGAAUUCGACCGUUUGACACUUAAAUCAAGUUGUACAUAAAUAUUUCAGUUGUAAACUUAAAAAGUGAUAUGUUCAUAGAGAAAUUAAUUUGUAAAAUGCUGUGAAAAUUUGAUCAGUAUUUUUGUAUAUUCAAAAUUUUUUUAAACU
This is a messenger RNA of Cimex lectularius (bed bug), 1660 nucleotides long. Its product is annotated as apyrase-like. Gene Ontology annotation, biological process: proteoglycan biosynthetic process. The transcript has 4 exons. The record is from RefSeq and is a predicted model, not a curated record. Gene Ontology annotation, molecular function: UDP phosphatase activity; calcium ion binding; GDP phosphatase activity. Bases 255 to 1478 code for a protein of 407 amino acids. Lineage: Eukaryota; Metazoa; Arthropoda; Insecta; Hemiptera; Cimicidae.